Micromonas pusilla CCMP1545 is the source of this 1360-nucleotide messenger RNA. RefSeq lists its product as uncharacterized. The transcript has 2 exons. The coding region runs from base 1 to 1269 and encodes 422 amino acids. Gene Ontology annotation, molecular function: heme binding; monooxygenase activity; oxidoreductase activity, acting on paired donors, with incorporation or reduction of molecular oxygen. NCBI's taxonomy places the organism in Eukaryota, Viridiplantae, Chlorophyta, Mamiellophyceae, Mamiellales, Mamiellaceae. The record is from RefSeq and is a predicted model, not a curated record.
AUGGAACGACCCGUAGAGAUCGACGUCGACGACCACUCGCAGCGGCUCACGCUCGACAUCGUCACCUCGCUCGCGUUCAACAAGGACUUCAAGCAGGUAGAGGGGAUCGACGCGCAGCUGAACGGCGGCGCCGGGCCGGACGACAGCGAGAUCAGCGCGAUGCUCGACGCGUACAACAACACGAGCGAGAUCAUGGGCCAGCUGUUCAUCACGCCGGUGCCGCUUCUGAAGCUGCAAAACGUUCUCGGCAUCGGCCGCGUCAGGGAGCUCAAGGAAGGGUACGCGGUCCUCGAGAAAGGGAUCGAUAACAUCAUCAACGAGCGCAGGACGCAGCUGGAGAUUAAUUCGCGCGUUGGGGACGACGAGGACUACUGCCUCUUGGACGUCUUGCUGCGCGCGAAGGACUCGGAGGGGAAUCCUCUGCCGCAGGAGGACAUUUGGGGCGACGUCAACGACAUCAUGGCCGCGGGGCAUCGAACGACGGCGUCGAACCUCACGGUGAACCUCCACCACGUCGCGCGGAUGCCAGAGGUUCAAGCCGCGAUCGAGCGCGAGGUGGCGACGCUGCGCGGCCGCGCGCCGACGUUCAAGGACGUGCAGGAAGGUCGGCUGCAGUACACGCAACGAGUCGUGAAGGAAUCGCUUCGAAAGUACGCGCCGAUUAACCUCUUCCCGCGGAUCGUCGAGAGCGACGACGUGCUCCCGAGCGGGCACGCCGUCGAAGCGGGCGACUUCAUCCUCUUGUCGUCGUGGGCGAUGGGCCGGAACCCGAGGGUGUGGGCGCGCCCGAACGCGUUCGACCCGGAGCGAUUCACGGAGGAAAAUUUACGCGUCAACGCCGAGCGACUGGCGCGCGAAUCCGCGGGCCCCGACGCGGACGAGGAGACGCUCAGGAUACAGAUGGAGCGCAUGUCGCGGCGCAUCGCGGGCGGGAGGGACUUCACGUACACGCCGUUCGGGAGCGGGCCGCGGAGCUGCAUCGGCGGGACGUUCGCGCUGCUGGCGACGACGGUGUCGCUGGCGUCCGUCGUGCAGCGGUUUUCGUUUGAAAAGUCGAGCGACCCGAGGAAGGACCACGGGUUCGAGAUUCCGUUCGUGUACGACACGACGAUCACGUUCCCGAAGGGCGUGCACGUGUGCGCGGUGCCGAGGAAGGUGAGGUUGGGCGCGGACGCGGAGGGAGGGGUGGGGGUGGGGGUGGAGGAGGGGUCGGCGAGCGAGGCGGCGGCGCGCGAUUUCGCGCGGCAGGCGCCGGCGCCCGCGAGAUGACAGACGAGCGACGCGACCGCCGUCGUCGCGCGGUAGAUCCAAUUCUUUUUUAGCACACGAAGAUAUCUAACACCAAGAAACCCCAAAAACA